Messenger RNA from Sclerotinia sclerotiorum 1980 UF-70, 2595 nucleotides. RefSeq lists its product as hypothetical. Lineage: Eukaryota; Fungi; Ascomycota; Leotiomycetes; Helotiales; Sclerotiniaceae. Bases 1 to 2595 code for a protein of 864 amino acids. The transcript has 3 exons. The record is from RefSeq and is a predicted model, not a curated record.
AUGUUGUCCCUACCAAUUUGGCUCCAAAGAGGGCUAAGUGAGCUUCGUCAAAAAUAUCCAGAUUCCCAGUUCAAAGCAACAGAUAGCUACGAUAUCAGAUGUACCGAUUGUGAUACGGAACACAAAGUCGCAAAGUACAAGAAAACAAAUAAUUUUGAGAAUCACUUGAAAUCCAAAAGCCACCUCGAAAAUGUCAAAUUUAGACUUGACAAUUCUACUUCUUCCAGGCCUCCAUCUGCGCUAUCAACGUACUCAGCUAUGCCACCGCCGCCAUUGCCUUUAUAUAUUCCAGCUGUCCCUUCUGUGGCAGCACUGCCAGAUAAUCCGAAUGCGAAUGGUGGACUUUUAGAAAGCAUGAUAGCAAAUGUUGUACAACAAAGCACCGGACCUUUGACUGCACAUAUUCGCAAUCUGGAAAAUCGACUGUUGUCGUCAGAAAAUACACACAAGCAAAAGUUUGAGGAGAUGGCUAGACAGCUUGAUGAAUCGGAGAAUCGUAAUCGUGAACUAUUUUCACGGUUGGAAGAGUUCAAAUUAUCAACAGAAAAACUAAGCGCUAGACUUCUUGUCACCGAAGCCAAAUCUACAGAACAGAAGGAGCUAUCCGGUCGUGUAAGGUUAUUAGAGCAGACUAACGAGUCGUCGCAAGCCUCGAGAAAUAGUCACGCAGCACAACUUAAAGAUGCACAGGGCAGUAUAAGAGCGCUUAAGCAGGCACCUAUUCCAGGUAUUGAAUCUGCCAUAGCAGAUCAUACUAAUCAACUUAUGACCCUCGGUAAACAAUAUGAAGGCACGGCACAAGAUUUGUCACGUCAUUGUCAAGUGGAAGAAGAUCUUCGCAGAAAGAUGAUAUCUCAGAUGGAAAGCGAACGUCAAAAAUUUAAUGAACGUGUCAAUCUUCUGCAGACUGCAGUGGCUUCUCGUCAUGAUGACCUUGAAGAAUUGAAGAAUAAAGUUUUGCAUGGUCCUCAGCAUGAUCAAAGCAAGUUUGAUGCUCUGAGGGCGCAGCUUGUUUCGGAAUCAGAUGCACAUCUUAGACAAUUUUCCAUCAGAAUAAAGGCUAUUGAGAAGAAGGUUGCUCAAGAUUCUAUACAGUUUACUGCUUUGGAUCAUAGAACUGCCGAGUGGAUUGAUACCACUGAUACGAAGUAUGGUUCUAGGCUUGCAGAGUUGGAAAGCGCGAUAAGCGAAAGAAUUCUUACUGUCCGAGCCGACCUAAUGGGUCAUAUUGAUGAUCUGAAGAAGCAGCAGACAGGAAGACAUGGUGCAGUAGAGGCGAGUAUUGAAAGCAGGCUAGCGGGGGCAGAAAAAAUGAUUGAAACCAUGAAUAACCAACUGAUGGCCUUCCGGAACCAACUUGCAGCUACGGAGCAGAACCUCUCACAUUUUGUGUCAAACUUUAAUGUCCAGGAAAGCCAUACAGAAACCUUGGCCUCUAAUUGGAAGGCAUGGCAAGAAGAACGUGAAGAAGAACUCCGAAAUCUGGAUAUCGAGGUCAUGAAAAAUUCUUCUGCCGUAGAGAAGUUGCAGAUUGAACACACAGCAUUCUUGGAGACUACUCCAAAAACUAUUCAACAAGUGGAAAGACGUCUGGAAGAGCAGGGCCAAGCUUCUAUUAACGAACUUCGAGAGAACUUGAAAUCAUCUGAAGAAGCAUUGACGGGAAAGAUUUGUGCUUUACAAGAAACGCGGGUAAAACAUCGUCAGUCUACCCUUGAACUUCAGCAUAAGCAAUCCGACACGCUUAUGAAUAGGAUGGAUGAAAAGGUGCGUAACUUAGAGAAAAUGUGUGCAGAUUUAUCUCAGAAAACGAAAGAUAGUGAAAAGCAUAGCACAUUUAUCAUGGAUCAAAAGAUGCAAGAGAGACUCAAAAGUGAAGCUCAACAUCACAAGGCUACAGCUGAGUCUUUGAUUCGAAACUUUGUAUCCAAGAGAGAUCGCGAGCUACAAGCUAAAUAUGAGGAGACAUUUAAGCCGAUGUUGAUGAAGUUUUUGACUGAAAAGGAUCAAGCAUUGAGGAAGGAGUAUGAUGAGAACAUUGAAAAUGCAUUUCAAGCACGCAUGCUUUCUCGGGAGAAGGAACUCGAGAUUAAGUACGAGGAAAGGUUUAAACCUUUGAUAGCAAGUUUCUUGAUAGACCAGCAAAAAGUACUCAGAGAUGAGUAUGAAGCACGCAUUGAAAAGUUACUAGGUGGUUUCAAAGAUGAAAUAUUAUCAGCAGACAAGGAGAAUAAAAACCCAAGCGUCAAAUCAGAAGAAGAGCUCAAGUCACUAGUUCUGGACGUCACAGAAGAAAGAGAAUCAACUCUUUUGAAAAAACACGAAGCAGAUAUCGAAGAAUUUAUUGGGGUUCAUAGAGUAGAGAUGGGAUUGCUGGAAGAACAAACUCUACAGCGUUUAUUGGUGCUAGAACAGCUUAUUAGAGAUCAGGCUCAGCAGAUUGAGGAUUUGGAUUGUGUGGUUCCUUUGGCACUGGAUGAUUUGAAUGGGUUGAUGAUGAAAAGGAGAUUGAGAGAUCGGGGGUUGAGGAGGGAUAGGGGGAGGGUUGGGAGGGGUGGGACGGGUGGUAAAGGUGGGAAAGGUGGGAGAUUGUGA